Porites lobata is the source of this 25757-nucleotide messenger RNA. NCBI's taxonomy places the organism in Eukaryota, Metazoa, Cnidaria, Anthozoa, Scleractinia, Poritidae. The record is from the annotation of a GenBank genome assembly.
AUGGUACCUGCCAACCUGAUGGACCUAAUCAGUUCUAUGACACUACAUCGUUUGAUCAAUGAUAAUAUUGGUAUUGCAUGGAUUGCCAUAUUUCAGGUAAAUAACGUUCUCUACUAUUGCCAAGGCUCAUUAUUUGCACUAUCUAAUAAACAAUGAGUCGUGUUGUGGGAUGAUUACAAGUCGUUUCGAAACACUCCCCGUUUUUGAUUCAAGUUAAUCCGAUACAAUUUGUUCUGUAGAGUUGAAAAUAGCUCCACGUACUUGGCUUAAUGAACGAAGAAUGGUUCACCCGAUCCAAAAUUUUUCCAAUUUCACCGCUUGAGUUCAUAUCGAAACGAGUUGUAUCGAAAAGACCUUGUAUUGAAACGAACGGUUUCCUGUGGGAUAAAAUGGAGCCCACGACUUCAGCUGAUCUCAGUCUUGUUAACACGAAACACCUUGAAAAGGAUUUAACCAAUCACAUUGUUAAAGCCAGCGGCAUCAGGUCACGGGGUACCCAUUUAUACCCCUGUUAAAGAGAGCCAAAGGACAGCAAAUCUCUAGCUUUAGAAGACAACAAGAUUGAACAGUCAAGGUUCCAGCUCGACACUAGCUUGUUCCAGGCUACAAGGUAGGAGAAUCGAGAAAAGUUGCGCGAAAACCGCGUGGGGGCUGGGGAGAGACAGAAUAGAAGAGCUUCUCAGCAUUGUUUUCAGAGAGCUUUAGCAUCGACGACGGAGACGGUACAAAAAAUUAACGUCACUUUCAAAAUAAAUUCGCAUUUUUUCAAACUUUGUCGCGUUUAUUCCACUUUGCUGAAAAUGUUAAGAUGUAGGCGAAUUUCACAGGAGUGGAUUUCAUGGGGAUCCCACUAAAAAUUAGAGAGAGAAAGAAAAAUUCGUCGGGGCUUGCCGGUUUACAUCCGCAAUAAAACGUGAAAUUAGGCAUUUUCACGUCUGGUCUAGUCGUGCAGCCAGUGGCGAAGAAAUGUACAAAACAGCGUGAUGCACGUGUAAAGAAAGUUAUUAUUAUUAAUCUAUUGUUUGUCUGACGUUCUCGUUCCCGUCGCCGUCGUCGUUGCUAAAACUCCCUAAUGCCUCAUGCCCAUGUGGUAUACCCAGCUCCUGGUAUACACCCUGCGAUUGGUCAAUUGUGACAAUUUACUUCAAUAUUUACGUCAUUCAUUUGUUUUCGCGUGCGCAGAGUCUAAAAAACAUGUCAAGCAUGGGAAACACCGCGCCUUUUGACGUUUGACAUUUUACAUUUUGACACGAUAAACGGCUUUUCAGUGUUCAGUAAGUGGACGGGGUAGUGGUGGGAUUGAAAAGAUGCUCACAGGCUCUUCCCUUCUCUCUUCUCGUCGUUUUUCGCUCGUUCGCUAUUUUACUGCUCGCGAUCUUCUUUCGCUCGUCCUCACUGAUACGCUAAACUACUACUCAUUUAUAAAACCAGGAGCUCUAUCCCCCGAUUAUGGCUCCUGAUAAAACUUCAAUUCAUCCAUACGCAUAUUGACAUUACUUGAACUCAAAUAAUGGAAUAAGUUUGAUUGUUUGUGAAGAUGAACUAAAUAGGGCCAUUUUUCUUAGAACAGUAUGUGCAGGCACCAACCGAAGAAGAAAGUAAUAAUAAAUACAAAAACUUGCAUUUUAAACAGGUUAUUACCCUCGAAGGUUGGUCAGAUAUCAUGUAUUUUGUUCAAGAUUCUCACAGCUUCUGGAACUGGAUUUACUUUGUUGUGCUGAUAGUGGUGAGUUUAGUUUUAUAAGCACUUAGCUGGUACCUAAGAUCUUAUCAAUAUCAUUUCAAAAGAUUCUGUGUUAAAGCUUUUUGACUUAGCAAGAACCUUGUUGUGUUAUCACAAGAAUUGUGAUAACCCGAACAUAGAAGAGAUGAUCAUUUUUUUCAACCUUGAGACGGGAGAGGAGAGAGAGAACGAAAAAAGUCUAUAUGAUAUUAUCAAUGUUAAUGUAUUCCACCGCAAUUUGAAGAGAUUUCACUGCACAAAAGGGGGCUGAAAUAUACCUACUUUACUUCUGUGGUGGGAUUUAAGUGGAUAUAUGAGCUAUGUCUUUCAGUGUAUGGUCAGGUAUUUAUGUUAUCCCUUCUGGGUUUGUUAUUUGAUAGAUGGGUUCAUUCUUCCUUGUGAACUUGUGCUUAGUGGUAAUCACAAUGCAAUUCCAAGAAACAAAGGCACGUGAGAUAGAGCUAAUGGAGCACAGUAAAAAAGAGACUGGGCUCCACCACCCAUCGUCACUGAUGUCGUUUGUCAAGUUUCUUCAAAACUUAUGCAAAUGUGCCUCUCAAGAUAAAGAACCUCAAGUUCAUCACCACCAUCACCACUUUUAUCAUCAUCACCACUUUCAUCACCACUUGUACAACUGUUUUGUGUCGGCUUCUCCGGUGAUGCUUUCUAACGUGCGAAAUGUUUCUGAUCUGGCUCGUUCAUCAGAAAUACCAGAAAUAAAAGUCCAAGAAGAAGGAGAACAAGAGGUAUCAUUUCCUCCAUUUUCCGAGGAGUAUGAUGUGUAUCAAAAAUGUCUAGCUUCGACUCAUGAACAAGCUUCUCGAAGAAGUUCAAGAACUUCCACAUGCUCACAUACGUUAUCAAUACAUGCCGAAACAGCAUCAGUCGUUUCUUUCGAAGACAUCAUGGCGGAAACGAAGACAACUGUAACUUUAAACAUUCCCCCACCGACCGCCACCGUGGGCUUCUUUGCAUUUGCGUCGAGUAACAGUAGCCCUAGAAUGAGGAAAAAUCCUAACAUCGAUAAAGCCGAACAUUCUACAUCCACGACCGUUUCAGCGGAAAUAAACCCACAAUAUUCCAGCGUUAACUUUGGAAAACAAGAUGAACCCAAAAUGGAACUAAAGGUCGAAAAGAAGUCAUCGCUUCGUCGUAACGAUAAAGAUGCGUUAAAAAAGCGGCGCUUUAGCCAGCCAGUUCACGUGAAGUUGGAUUGCACUCCAACUCCUGUUAUCUCAACGUACAGGCCCUCAGAAAUAGUUAACGAGGACAUAGACCCUGAUGAUUUUAUUGAGGUUGGAGCAAAUCCUGUCAAACUAGGAGUAGAGGGUUUUUCAACUUCUCCUAAACAUAAUUUAAAGAGCAGUGACCUUUCUUUUCAAGAAAUCUCUUCAAAUAAGGGGCUGGAAGAUGAUAUCAACCCAGUUACUGCCCCCCUAAAGAAACCAUCACUAUCUCACCGUAGUAUCUCUACACAGAGUGAAGACGAUAAGCUACGAUAUGUUUGAAAGUCUUUUUAACUUACGCCAAAGCGUCUCGUAUGAUGUUACAAUGAAUCAUGGCAUUUGGCAGAAGUUCAGAGGUCUUUGCCGAAAAAUUACUGUUAGCAAGCAGUUCACGUUCUUCAUCAUGAGUGUUAUUCUACUGAACAUGAUCUGCAUGGGCCUUGAACAUUAUAAUCAGGUAUGCAUUAAGUAUUUUUCAAGAUUAUAGUGGUUUACAAGAAAUGGAGACCAUAAUAGGCAGAUUUAUUAGCAAGGAAAACAUUAGUCUGAUAAAACAGUGGACAUUUCGCGACGCCCCGACUUGUUUCCCAGCGAGAUGAGUUGUCACUACCCAGAUCUGGGUAGUGCUACUGAUUGGUCGUUCCGCGAGAGAAAUUUGCUUCAACCAAUUAACCAAUAAUGUGUUUAGUUGUCUCAGUUUUCUGUGGUUUCUGAAACGAUUGAGAUGGAUUCUAGUAAAUUAAAGUUGCAUUGCUUUCCUAAGAUAUAUCCACUAAAGAGGAAGCAACUUAAUUGAUAGCCCCUCCUAGUCACAUAGAAACAAGUCAACAGGCAGAGAAGCUCAGGUAGAAAGUAGCUUUUGGUAUUUUUGAAUCCAAAUAGCAGUAGUAGUUCUUUUCCACGUACGACCAAAAUUAUAAAAUAGAGCACUCUAAUUCAUGCAUGCCAGUGCAGUGGAUGCUAAGAUUUUUUAGAUCUAGGAUAAAGGGUCUCACUUGUGAUCACAGACCCCUCCCUUAUAAUUUUGCUGUUACCAUACUGUUGCCAUGACGCCCAAAUUACAACAACCACAAAACGCUGAAAAGAAGUCACAUGGCUGUAUUAAUUUCCAUAGAAUCUGGGGUACUUGUGCUUUAUCUCUGAUGUUUUCUAUCGCAGCCAGAUAGUCUAACAGUAGCCCUGGAGACCACAAACAUAAUUUUCGUUUUAUUUCAAUUAAUGCAAAGCCUCACUGACUCAAGUACUGGUAACUUUAAAAAUAAUGACAAAACUUGUAAUUAUCCUACUAUCUAUUACUAUACAUUGAACUCACUAGCUGUCUUCUCAUUGGCUAAGAGCCUACAGCUAAUUUUGGAAACUAGCCCAACCUACAGAUUCGUUAGUUAUCUGCUAGCAGAUAAUCGACUAAGCUGUGGGUUUCGCGUUUUUCGUUUUUUAUCAAUUCAGGUUGCUUGCGACUGUGUGUGUGGCGUUAUUUUCUUCAAAACAAUGUAUAAUAAAACUAUUUUUAGAUUCGGUUUUUGUGAUAUUCUAAAUAAUCAAGGUCUCAGUAAGUGUUAUCAGCCUCGGCCUUCAGCUCGGCUGAUAACACUUACCUCGACUUUGAUUAUUUAGGAUAUCACAAAAACCUCAUCCACUAAAUGAUUGUUUAUUAUUGGUUUUCUCUGCUAAGUAAUUGUUAUCAAGAUAUUGGCACUUGACCAAUUAUUGAUCAUUGAUUGGUUGAAGCUAGCGUAUUGAUUUUCAGGUACUCAUACCUCAAAAUGCCACUUUUUAAAUGUAUUAUAAAAAUAUCUAUACCACUAUUUCAAAUUUAAUAUAAUUACGAGGUAAAAACCCACUUGACAGGAGGUGAGACGGUUCAGUGUUGGUCCAUGAGACCUUCCGCUUAUUUUCUUUCAAGGCUAUUAGCAGUAAAUAAUUUUGAUUAGUUGGCUAUUGAUAAGCAUGGCCGAGGAGUUGAUCUCUUGAUGACCGGGAACAACCCCUUAAAAGAGAAGGUUUGAACCCAGAUGACUCGGGUUAAAUUCAAGGCCCUAAGCCGGCACCCUGUCAUAAUUUAAUAAAGCCACCAUCUCCUUUUAAAUUUCAGUGUCUGCGAGAUACUUCUUUCCAAAGGGAAUUUCGCCCUAUCAGUGUUUCGUAGCAUCAGACUUCUCCGCAUCUUCAAACUUGUCAGACCAGUUCGAUACCAGUUACUCGUGGUAAUUAAAACCAUGACAAGUGUGAUGACCUUUUUUGGCCUCCUGUUCCUAUUCGCCUUUGCAAUCCUUGGUAUGAAUUUAUUUGGUGGAAAAUUUGAAUUCAAGAACGCUGAAGGAGAACUUGUCACCUCCAGGAGUAAUUUUGAUGACUUCCUUUGGGCAAUGGUAUCUGUGUUUCAGGUAUGUUUCGGUUAUCGUGUCAAUCAUUAUUUUUAUAUCCAUCAGGCCCCGGUUGUUCAAAAGAUGGAUAGCGUUAUCCACCGGAUAAAUCAUUAUCCAGUGGACAAGUAUUAGGAAAACCAAUUGUACUAUCCACUGGAUAGUGAUUUAUCCGAUGGAUAGCGUUAUAUACGUUUUGAACAACUUGGGCCUGCGGUCAGUCCCCAUCGAGCGUUAGGUUAUUUUAAUAAAUGUUCGCUUGACUGAUUGUGUAAAUUUUACAACUUCUCCGUUGCUAUCCUCUGCUGAUUAGUAGAUACCACCAAACGCAAAAGUUUCAUUUUAUGUCGAAACUCCAAUUCCUCUUAAGUUGACCGAAGUUUAGAUAGCAAAAACGAUUCAUAUAUAUUUAAUUUUUUGAAAAAUUUGGUGAUCAAUCUAACCUUGGAUCAAAAUCAGAAAUUAUGCUACCUUUCCAACUGCCUAAUCACCUUACGUGAUAGGGGAUGUGUAUGUUGUUUUGGUCAAACCUUGUACACUCAGUCACUCACUCACUAUGGCGUCUUUAUUAAAAACAUUACAGUUUUCUCUGUGUCUUCAUACUAAAACCGUGAAUUUUGCGUCACAUAGAUCCUUACCCAGGAGAACUGGAAUCGAGUAAUGUAUAAUGGCAUGCGCAGUACAAACAAGUGGGCAGCGCUGUACUUUACGACCCUGAUGGCUGUUGGGUAUUAUGUGUUGUUUAACCUACUAGUGGUAAUACUGGUGGAACGAUUCACAAACUCUGGGGUAAGCGUGCAUGGCCUGGGUAAUUUUCCAGGGUUCAUUUAAGUGCAAUGCUUUAAUUAACCUGUAAAUGAAAAUAUGCCAAGUUAUAGCUCACAAAAAGGAACUUCGUAAGAGCAACAAUAUAGGCUUAAACCUUCAUCAGUUGGGGAAAAGGGGUUGGGUUUAGGCAAUUCCUUAAUUAGUCCUGGCAUUUGCAUGAUAAGGGUAUGCUAUGCGUAAGUGAUUAAAAAACCAAGUCAAGGUAAUGAUCAAUAUCGGAAUAAAAUUUCCCAAGAGAAUUUCUGGUUCUUUGUGUGGGUAAGAAUCAGCCAUAUAUUCAGAAGUCUCGUACAUGUAUGAUAAGCAGCUUUCAUUUUUAAAUCAAAAUAUGUAACUAAAAUGCAAUUAAUUAUUUUGUAAUUCUGAAUAAAUCUCCAUCUUUGAUAUAUUUUCCAUAUUCAAAGUCGAAGAAGGAAAAAGACCCAAGCAUUGGACAACAACGAAGGGAUUGGUCCCUGUACCUUUUUCCAGCCUCUAGAAGGUACGGAUGUGUAAAAAAUGUUCCAUUCUGUAAAGAAUGUUGGGAAUUGUUCAAAGGGUAACAUGCUUAAUAAUAUCUAGAUGAAAAACUGUGAAAACUAAAAAAAUUCAUCGUUAAAUACCCUUUUCUAAUAUUAUGCCGAGAAGAUGUCAUCAUCAUUAUAUUAUCAUCAUCUGGAAUAGAAACCAGAAGGUCACAGUUUCAACUCCUAUUAAGAGUACUUGGAUUUUUUCUUUCGUGCCGCCUAUGUCACUGACUGAAAAAAAAUCUCAUCAUCAUCAUCAUCAUCAUCAAGAUCAUUAUCACUUAAUAAAGUAGGUCAUAUAUAAAGUGUAACUUGAAAGCUUACGUAAACCUGAUACAGCAAUACAUAUCUAACUGAUUUUUUGAAAACCAACCUAACAAAAUUUGAAGUCAUUUGAGUGAAAAGGCGUCAAAAGGCGGGUUCCAUGAGCCCGAGAGGCUCCAAAAUCACGUUAACGAAGGAAAAGGAAAGGAGAAGAAGAAAGAGCGAGGAGAAGAGAAAAAAAGCAAUGGCUGCAAACGGUCCAUUUGGCGGUAACCUUUUCAAAAACCCGGCUAGAUAUUUAACAAUAUUCAAUGACAUUGAGAAAAACCCCGGGCCUCCUCUGAUUAUUAAUAAUAACCAAGUAUCGCAUCUCAACGCAUUUACGGUUGCCCAUCGCUCAUCUCAGAGUUUGUUUGUAUCUCCUUCGACUUCACACCUUGAUCUCCAUUUUGUUCGUUAUGCUAAUUUGCCUCGAUGUCUUACUUACUCCAGGAACGAUUUGCUCAAAAUUCGCUUCAGAGGUGGCGAUUUGAAACCGAGCUCUGAAUUACUGGCUCGACUAAAGAAUGCUUCCUUACUCAGAUAUCGCGGAAAACGGUCUGGUAAGAAGAGGAAUAAAUGUCUUCAUUCUUCGAUUACCGUGUUAACCGGUCGUCGUUGCGUAACACCUUUACGACCUCCUGGUCCGCGAAUUCAAACUUUUAUCCCUGUUUCAUUAUCUGUGGAUCUUGAAACUCCAAUUGGAUUGCGAGAUCAACGUUCUGUAGCUUUUUCACUUCUCAAUGCACGAUCUGUUAAGAACAAGCACCUUUUAAUCAAAGAUUGGGUUGUUGAUAACAACAUUGAUAUUCUGGCCUUGACUGAAACCUGUCUUCAACCUGACAAUAAAGAUGACCACAUUAUUGGUGAUCUUACACCGACUGGUUAUUCAUUUUAUCAUUCCCCUAGAGAAACCAGAGGUGGCGGUGUUGGUAUUUUAAUAAAGGAUGGUUUCGACAUUUCCAGAUCUACUAUCUCUACACACCAAUUCCAAACGUUUGAGUUCAUGGAUCAGAUGGAUAUGCAAAUUAAAACCUCCUUGUCCAGGAGUGUUUGCAUCGUCAUUAUUUAUCGACCUCCUUUGUCGUCAAAUCGUGAUUGCACCACCGAUCAUUUUAUGGUUGAAUUCGGAAGUCUUCUAGAACAAUAUGUCACGGAUUCAUCUAGCCUCCUGAUUACCGGUGACUUUAAUCUUCACGUUGACAAUAAUCUUGAUAAAUCUUCACAGGAUUUUCUAGCUCUCAUUGACUCGUUUAAUUUGAAGCAACAUGUAUGUUCUCCUACUCACCGAGCUGGUCACAUAUUGGAUCUCCUCAUAACAACAGAUGAUGAUCGAUUAGUUACAUCUGUUUCUACUCAUGACGCCGCUUUCUCUGACCAUUUUGUUGUUAAUUGUGCUUUGUCCAUGGAGAAACCCAUGUUUACAAAGAAACAAAUUAUGUAUCGUAGUUUUAAGAAUUUUGAUAUCGAUCUUUUCAUCAGUGACACUCGAAGCUCUUCCCUCAUCAGUGAUCCGCCAAACGAACUUGAUGAUCUAGUUACACUUUAUGAUUCUGAGCUAUCUGGAAUCUUUAACAGACAUGUUAGUAGUAUAAUAUGUUGAAAGAUAAGCUCCGUUAGUGUCUAGCAAGGUCUAGCAAGGUCUAGUCAAUGACGUCACCCAUUGUUAUAACCUGGGAAAAAGUGGAUUCCCUUUAUUAAUAUGUAUAAGUGUCUUCCUGCAUACUAAUUUGGAUUUCCUGCAUACUAAUUAAGUGUCUUCCUCCAUAUAUAAUGAAGUGGAUAGGUUUACUAAUGAGCGUCACUCUACUACAAUAGAAACAAUAGACUUGCCUAGACUUGCCCGGUAAGUAACUUGAGCUCGGUUUUCAGACCGUCUAUUAAAAGGAAUAAGAGAAACGAUCACCUAGCAACGCGAGAAACGGCUUCCUGUAUCUUAUUUAGCGCUAAAACUCAGAUAUACAUAAACACAAAGGGAGUUGAAAAGUCUUUAUUUCAAUUUAGUUUACGUCUUCUUAUUUGGCGCUAAAACUCAGAUAUAUAUAAACAAAACAUACACAAAUUGGAGCUGAAAACUCUCUAAGUUUGUCUGACAUUUUCUCCUUUCUAUCUCGAGGAAAUGAAAGUCUUGUCAUUUUCACGCACAGUUAAUCAGUUAAUUAUGCGAGUUCGCAAGCCCAAAGUUGAAUACAAAUUAGCUCUACAGGAAAGACCCAAGGGAGAGAAUCUUGACGUAUUAUUAUAAAACAAAUAACUUAACAAGGAUUAAUUAAAACACGCGACUAAUAAUUGCUAGCAAUAAAAUCUGACACGAGAUACCGUUUAAAACAAAAAGAGUCAAAUACACAGCGAUUUGAAAGAAAUCUAUUAAAACAGUCAAAGAAAGCAAGUCAUGUUUUACUUACCCCUUUCCCUUUUCAAUUUUAUUUCCCUCCUCAAUCUUUUCUUUUUCUCUUCUCCACAAUUUUAUUAUUUUCCCUCCUCAAUGUUUUUAUUCCCUCCUCCGCAACUUUUAUUAUUUUCCCUCCUCAAUGUUUUUUAUUCCCCUCCUUCACCUCCACCUCCUCAUUUAUUCUAUAUAUUUUUCCAUCCACAAAUACAUAGACCGCCUAGCGACCCUACAUCGACCCUACAUCGAUCCCACAUCGACCCCACAUCGACCCUACAUCGACCCUACAUCGACCCCACAUCGACCCCACAUCGACCCCACAUCGACCCCCAUCGAUCCUACAUCGACCCUACAUCGACCCCAUCGACCCCCAUCGACCCUACACUCAACUUUUUAACACUGCUUCGUAAAUAGUGAAGCUAUAUACCACCACCGCCACAUUUCUAUUGUUUUCCCUCCACCACCACCACCACCGCCACCACAUUUCUAUUGUUUUUCUUUCCACCACCACCACCACCACAUUUGAAUUGUUUUCCCUCCACCACCACCACCACCGCCACAACAUUUCUAUUGUUUUUCCUCCACCACCACCACCACCACCACCACCACCGCCACCACAUUUCUAUUGUUUUCCCUCCACCACCACCACCGCCACCACAUAAUUAUUGUUUUCCCUCCUCCUCCUCUUCCUCCUCCUCCAACUCCUCCACAUUUCUAUUGUUUUCCCUCGAAAGGCCAAAGAGGCCAAAAUCAGGCCUAAAAGGCCUAAAGGCCAAACUUGGAGGGAAAACAAUAGAAAUGUGGAGGAGGACGAGAAGGAGGAGGAAGAGGAGGAGGAGGGAAAACAAUAAUAAUGUGGUGGCGGUGGUGGUGGUGGUGGUGGUGGUGGAGGGAAAACAAUAGAAAUGUGGUGGCGGUGGUGGUGGUGGUGGUGGUGGUGGUGGUGGAGGAAAAACCAUAAUAAUGUGGUGGUGGUGGUGGUGGUGGAGGGAAAACAAUAGAAAUGUGGUGGCGUUGGUGGUGGUGGUGGUGGUGGUGGAGGAAAAACAAUAGAAAUGUGGUGGCGGUGGUGGUGGUGGUGGUGGGAAAACAAUUCAAAUGUGGUGGUGGUGGUGGUGGAAAGAAAAACAAUAGAAAUGUGGUGGCGGUGGUGGUGGUGGUGGAGGGAAAACAAUUCAAAUGUGGUGGUGGUGGUGGUGGAAAGAAAAACAAUAGAAAUGUGGUGGCGGUGGUGGUGGUGGUGGAGGGAAAACAAUAGAAAUGUGGCGGUGGUGGUAUAUAGCUUCACUAUUUACGAAGCAGUGUUAAAAAAAGUUGAGUGUAGGGUCGAUGUGGGGUCGAUGUGGGGUCGAUGUAGGGUCGAUGUAGGGUCGAUGUGGGGUCGAUGUGGGAUCGAUGUAGGGUCGAUGUAGGGUCGCUAGGCGGUCGAUGUAUUUGUGGAUGGAAAAAUAUAUAGAAUAAAUGAGGAGGUGGAGGUGAAGGAGGGGAAUAAAAAACAUUGAGGAGGGAAAAUAAUAAAAAUUGUGGAGGAGGGAAUAAAAACAUUGAGGAGGGAAAAUAAUAAAAUUGUGGAGAAGGGAAAAAGAAAAAAUUGAGGAGGGAAAUAAAAUUGAAAAGGGAAAGGGGUAAGUAAAACAUGACUUGCUUUCUUUGACUGUUUUAAUAGAUUUCUUUCAAAUCGCUGUGUAUUUGACUCUUUUUGUUUUAAACGGUAUCUCGUGUCAGAUUUUAUUGCUAGCAAUUAUUAGUCGCGUGUUUUAAUUAAUCCUUGUUAAGUUAUUUGUUUUAUAAUAAUACGUCAAGAUUCUCUCCCUUGGGUCUUUCCUGUAGAGCUAAUUUGUAUUCAACUUUGGGCUUGCGAACUCGCAUAAUUAACUGAUUAACCGUGCGUGAAAAUGACAAGACUUUCAUUUCCUCGAGAUAGAAAGGAGAAAACGUCAGACAAACUUAGAGAGUUUUCAGCUCCAAUUUGGGUAUGUGUUGUUUAUAUAUAUCUGAGUUUUAGCGCCAAAUAAGAAGACGUAAACUGAAUUGAAAUAAAGACUUUUCAACUCCACUUUCUGUAUGUGUUUUGUUUAUGUAUAUCUGAGUUUUAGCGCUAAAGAAGAUAUAGGAAGCCGUUUCUCGCGUUGCUAGGUGAUCGCUUCUCUUAUUCCUUUUAAUAGACGGUCAAUAGAGUGACGCUCAUUAGUAAACCUAUCCACUUCAUUAUAUAUGGAGGAAGACACUUAAUUAGUAUGCAGGAAAUCCAAAUUAGUAUGCUGGAAGACAUACUAUGUUGAAAGAUAAGCCCCGUUAGUGUCUAGCAAGGUCUAGCAAGGUCUAGUCAAUGACGUCACCCAUUGUUAUAACCUGGGAAAAAGUGAAUUCCCUUUAUUAAUAUGUAUAAGUGCCUUCCCUUGCCUUCCGUAUGCCUUCCCUUAAUUGAUAUGCAUAAGCCUAUGACGUCACCUCUGAAAGAAGUGUCUUCCUGCAUACUAAUUUGGAUUAGGUUUACUAAUGAGCGUCACUCUACUACAAUAGGAACAAUAGACUUGCCUAAACUUGCCCGGUAAGUAACUUGAGCUCGGUUUUCAGACCGUCUAUUAAAAGGAAUAAGAGAAACGAUCACCUAGCAACGCGAGAAACGGCUUCCUGUAUCUUAUUUAGCGCUAAAACUCAGAUAUACAUAAACACAAAGGGAGUUGAAAAGUCUUGUAUUUGACUCUUUUUGUUUUAAACGGUAUCUCGUGUCAGAUUUUAUUGCUAGCAAUUAUUAGUCGCGUGUUUUAAUUAAUCCUUGUUAAGUUAUUUGUUUUAUAAUAAUACGUCAAGAUUCUCUCCCUUGGGUCUUUCCUGUAGAGCUAAUUUGUAUUCAACUUUGGGCUUGCGAACUCGCAUAAUUAACUGAUUAACCGUGCGUGAAAAUGAGAAGACUUUCAUUUCCUUGAGAUAGAAAGGAGAAAACGUCAGACAAACUUAGAGAGUUUUCAGCUCCAAUUUGUGUAUGUUUUGUUUAUAUAUAUCUGAGUUUUAGCGCCAAAUAAGAAGACGUAAACUGAAUUGAAAUAAAGACUUUUCAACUCCACUUUCUGUAUGUGUUUUGUUUAUGUAUAUCUGAGUUUUAGCGCUAAAGAAGAUAUAGGAAGCCGUUUCUCGCGUUGCUAGGUGAUCGCUUCUCUUAUUCCUUUUAAUAGACGGUCAAUAGAGUGACGCUCAUUAGUAAACCUAUCCACUUCAUUAUAUAUGGAGGAAGACACUUAAUUAGUAUGCAGGAAAUCCAAAUUAGUAUGCAGGAAGACACAUACAUAUUAAUAAAGGGAAUCCACUUUUUCCCAGGUUAUAACAAUGGGUGACGUCAUUGACUUGACCUUGCUAGACCUUGCUAGGCACUAACGGGGCUUAUCUUUCAACAUAGUAUACUACUCAUGUUCCCAUUAAGAAGCGUACCGUUACCAUUCGCCCAGCGGCACCUUGGUCCGCGAAGAAAAGAGGGGAAAAGACGGUUUGAGCGACGGUGGCGUGCUUCCCGUUCUAUGCGUGAUAGUGAAGCUUACACGCGUCAAUGUAAAGUUAUUAAGAACUUGCUAUCUUCAUCAAGAAGUAACUAUUAUUCAAAUCUAGUUGCUGAGAAUCAGUCUAACAUGAGAUCGCUUUUCGCAGUUUUUAGUAAACUACUUCAUCGACGUCAUGAGGCGAAGUACCCAAAGCAUGAUUCCUCGUCUUCUUUGGCUAAUGAUUUUGUACUAUUCUUCGGUGACAAGAUCAGAAGAAUCCGUCGUGACCUUGAUCAAGUCCAACCUUUGGAUACUGCUUUAGAUAACGGUACUACAGGCGGUCAACUGAACAUGUUUUCGACUGUUCCACCGGAUGAACUCUUGAGUAUCAUCGGCUCAACUAACCCUAAGUCCAGUGAUUUAGAUCCUGUUCCUCGUCAUGUACUUAAAUGUCUGUUUCCUUCUAUUCUCCCAGUAAUACACAAGAUUGUCAACCUUUCCUUGCAAACUGGUCGGAUGCCUGGAAUACUUAAACAAGCUAUACUUAAGCCAUUGCUCAAAAAGCCCUCUCUGGAUUCGAACGACUUCAAGAACUAUAGGCCUUAUUGUAAUCUUCUUUUCAUAUCCAAAACUAUUGAAAAAUGUGUUGCUAAACAGCUGAUUCAAUACUUAGAUAUUAAUGACCUUGGUGAAACAUAUCAAUCGGCCUAUAAGAGAAACCAUAGUACAGAGACGGCUCUUAUUAGAGUCCACAAUGACAUAGCCAUGGCAAUAGAUCAACAUAAUUCAGUUAUCCUAGUACUUUUCGAUCUUUCGGCUGAUUUGAUACUGUUGAUCAUGGUAUCCUCCUUUCGCCACUGUCCAAUCGCUUUGGAAUUACUGGAACUGUAUUGGAAUGGUUUCGAUCAUAUCUUUCUGAUCGUACACAGUUUGUGCAGGUUAAUGGUGCGUGCUCUGCUUCUCAUGUUCUUGAGUUUGGUGUACUGCAGGGAUCCGUUCUUGGCCCGUUGUUAUAUUCAAUGUACACAUCCCCUCUUGGCGAGAUUGCUCGACGUCAUCAAAUGUUCUAUCACUUUUAUGCUGAUGACACUCAGCUAUAUAUUACGUUCAGGACGUCGUCUGUUUCUGAUAUGAAUCUGAGUAACGCCAAAUUGGUAAACUGUGUUCGGGACAUGGACGCAUGGAUGCUUUCCAACAAGCUGAAAUUAAAUAAAGACAAGUCCAAAGUUCUCGCAAUAUCCUCUUCCUAUCGACCUCGGCCACCACUAUCUUCUGUUGAUAUAUGUAAUGAGACUGUAUCCUGCUCCCCCAGUGCACGCAAUAUUGGAGUUAUCUUUUAUCAGUCCCUUUGUAUGGUACCUCAUGUCAAUGUAGUCUAUCAAUCGUCCUUUUUUCAUCUUCGUAACACUAGUUUCAUACGCAAAUAUCUUACUUAUGAUGCUGCAAAGAUCAUUAUUCAUGCCUUCGUAGUUUCUAAACUUGAUUAUUGUAAUUCUUUACUGUACGGCCUGCCAUCCUAUCUUAUUCGGAAGCUUCAACAUGUUCAAAAUUCUGCUGCUCGCCUUGUCAACCAGUUUCCAAGAUUUUGCAUAUUACUCCAGUCCUGAUGGAUCUUCACUAGCUCCCUGUCUCCUUUCGUAUUGAACUUAAAAUUAUGUUAAUUACUUACAAAGUACUACAUGAUCGAGCUCCAAUCUAUAUACAGGAACUCCUUCAAUUGUAUACACCCAGCCGCAAUCUUAGAUCCUCUAACAAAAAUUUAUUAGUUAAACCCUAUUUUAAUCUCAAUUCGUAUGGUAAACGAGCUUUUUCUGUUGCUGCUCCGGAACUUUGGAACAACUUACCUGAGGAUAUUAAAUCUGCAAACUCAAUUGAUGAUUUUAAACGCAAACUUAAAACAUUUCUUUUUAUGCCAGCUUAUGAAUCGUGACGUUUUUAUUUGUUAUCUGAUUUUUUAUCUAUUGUGUACAUUUAUCUAUUUUGUAGUUAGCGUCUAGUUUUAAUGUCAAUUUCUUGCGAUUAUUUUUACUUUUUACUUCUAUCUAAUUUUUUGUAAACAGCGCCUUUGAAUCUUGUAGAAAAGGCGCUAUAUAAAUGAAUUAUUAUUAUUAUAUUUUAUUUAUUACAAUUUUUCUUUUACCAUGGCUUUAAACAUUUGAUUUGCUACCGUUUCUAUUUUUCUGCCAGGUUUCGUAGUUUUCUGGUUGCAGUCUUGUGAACACAAAUACUUUGACUACGUGGUUCUGUUGUUUAUUCUAACAAGCUGCGUGGUCCUGGCACUAGAAGAGCCGAACAUGCAUCCAAAGGUAGACCCGGGGGAGAUGUAUCUCAAUUUGCUUUCAGAAGUCGUCUAGUUCACAUGUCCCUAUAAUAUAAUUCCUGGCUUUUUUUCAAAUUAUAUAGCAAAAAUGAUCACGUCUCAAUCUCUUGUUUGUGUGCAUGUGUAAAAUCAUAUCUAUGGCAGCAAAAUUAGUUGAAAAAUGAACUGAUGAGGUCGGCUAAUUUUGCCUUAAGUUCGCGGCAGACUUUGCUAGUCACUGAUAGCUUCAAUCGCAAAGCUCAGCGUUUUUGGCUCCUUUUAUAUUCACAGAAACGCCAAAUAAUUGACAUCGCGAUGGUUGUGCUGACCGGAAUUUUCAGUGUUGAAAUGACUAUGAAGGUAAAUCGUUCUUACUAAAUGAAAUGCUUUGAUUUCGCUAUUGGUAAUAAACUGCUGUGUUCGACCUCCACUAUGGUAUACUGAAACUAAAACCAUGCACAAUAUUUUAAGCAGAGGAUGAUUCAGUAAGAACUUAGAGCACUGAAAGGUUUCAUCUUUCUCAAGGUAGCUCAAGGUCCAUAUAACUUACUCAACAACCUACAUUAAUGCAUGUAUGCCUCUCUUAUUUUUUCAGUUUAAUAUUUAUUGUGCACGAUUUCAUGCACCAGGCUCGAGCGCUUGCGGCUACAAAACAUCCAAUCCCAUUGUUUCUUUAAUUCUUCUUUCGACGCCUUUAUAUACGCCAAUUACCCAUUUUUAUUAUAUAGACACGAGUUUUUUACUGGAAAAUAUGCCACUCGUAAAAUUCAUAAAAACUACAUCCGGGACGCGAGUGGUUUAUUUCCAUAAUUUCACACGUGAGUUUAUCGAUGACGUAAUUUCGGUAAUUUCCCUCCAAAAUUUGUAGGCGUCUUGCGUCCUUUGAAUUUUGAUUACACAUUUUUCAAAGCUUUGCUUAUAUUUUGUCAAUGUAGAGCCCUAUUCAGCUCAGUGUUAUUUCUCAAGAUUAUUGUAAACAAUGUCUUAUAUCGCUGUACUGUAAAUUUGAGACGUCACAAUUACUUUUUGGCGAAUAAAAAUCUAUUAUUUUAUCGAUGUCUUUUUGUCUAUAUAAUAAAAAGAACAUUACACGGCGUCUUGAAGAUAUGAAUUUUAUUUUCUCGUGGCAAAAACAAUAUUUUACUCACUCGCUGCGCUCGUUCGUAAAAUAUUGUUUUGCCACUCGAAAAUAAAAUUCAUAUCUUCGCGCCACCGUGUAAUAUCCUCUAUAUAUCAAUAGCAUAUAUUUUGGAUAACCUUAAGUGGCCAAAAUAUGCGCCAUGAAUAAGUCUAAAAACUUUUUUAUAGUUGACUUUUUGAGCUUUGAAAGAAGUAUAAAGUGCUUAUAUGAAUAAAUUAACGUCACGAAUGACGCUUUCAGUAUUGCCACUCGCAAUCACAAAAUGAAGAAGACGAAGCGUCCUUCCUCUACUUGAUUUGUACUAGAUGAAAUGAUCGCCUGCGUACAAGUCUGAAAACAUAUCUUUACAAGCCGAGCACCUUAUUAAUUCCAUUGAAAAAUGAGUUGUAAAGAUAGGAAAACAGGGAACCUGUAGAGCGCUCCGUACAGUGAUGGUAGAGAUUACCUCUCACAAGUGAUCAUGACUGUCCAUUACAGAUUGUCGCUCAUGGUCUUGUUAUUGGUCCUGGAUCUUACUUGAAGGACGGAUGGAAUGUUCUGGAUGGGAGCCUUGUGUUGGUCUCCUGGAUUGACGUCAUCAUUACCUACAGCACUGCCUCUGCGCCGGAAGUGCUUGGAGCCUUGAAAGUCUUCCGAGCAUUGAGAACCCUUAGACCGUUGAGGUAGGUCUGCCAACCGACUCUUUUGUUUAGAUAAAGCGUCAAUCAAUCAAUCAAUCAAUCCGCGGCAGGAUUAGCUCAGUCGGCAGAGCACGUGACUUCAGAGCCGGAGGUCGCGGACCAUUACUCAGGGUCUUAAAAUAACUGAGAAAUGAAGGUACUUCCUUUGCCAUUCAAGCUGCUAAACCUUCGCUUAGCUCGAAUGAUCACGUAAAAUGGCGGUCCCGUCUGCGGUAGGAGACGUAAAAAAUAGUGUCCCUAAUUAGUACUUUCGUGCUAAAUACAUUGACACUCAAUAAAGCGCGUCAAUCAAUCAAUCAAUCAAUCAGUCAAUCAACAACCAAUAAGUCAGUCAGUCAGUCAGUCAGUUAAUCAAUCAAUAAGAACUUUAUUAACGUGUCAAACGCCUAGCACACCAUGAGUGGUGCACUAAUCGGAGACACUUAGACUAAAACGCGUAAACCAAGUUUGAUUUGGAAAAAUGCUAGUCUAUCAUGACGUCGUGUCAGAUUUUUAUGGAUUUAAAUCAACUUCUUGGCCCUCGUUUAAAGUUAGUUUUGAAUAAAAUUAGUCGGUGUGACAACUCCCUUGCAGCCAUUAACAUAAUCUUUAUCAAUGUAGGAUGAUUCGUCGUGCCCAAGGUUUAAAGUUGGUCGUUCAGACUUUGUUGUACUCGCUGAAGCCGAUUGGAAACACUGUUCUGAUAGCAGCUAUUUUCUUCGUUAUGUUUGCAAUACUUGGAGUACAGGUAACUUCUUUCUUCUUUUAAUUUCCCCUACUUGUUGAUACCGGAUUAAACUCUAAUUUAACGUUUAGGGGGCAUUUUCUACAAAGUUCAGCAGUAAUUUACUGCAACCAUUUUUCACAGAAAAGCACACCAUGUUUCUUCUUGUAGCCUUUAAAUCUAUGUGCAAUAGGAUUACAGUCGAACCUCCAAUGACGGUCACCUCUCUACAACUUCUUUUUAUCCAGGGGGACAGUCCAUACAUUGAAUGUUGUUUAAAUCUCUUUACAACGGCAUAAAGCUAUGUGGACGAUCUUUUUUUCUAUAUUGAAACUAUUUAUUUGUAUACAUUGUUGUCAUACCAUUUAUACAUUUUUCUUAGCCUUAAACCCUCUUAAAACAGUUUAGAAUUAAUGAAAAAGACCUCUCUAUGACGAACAUUAUUGAGCACUUUAGUGACUUUUUUUGAGGAAUAACUAGCAUUUUAGUGAGAAAAAUGGAGCCUUAAAGUGGAGCAUUUUAGUGGAAAAACAACAGCACAAUGUACAAAGGCCUAGACGGAGAGCAUAUUCUGCCUUGUUGCAGUCAUACAGAUACUUAUGCGCUUAAAUGUUUGGGACAGGGACAGGGCACCGAAUUUCGUAUGUGCUUACAGCGAUAUUCUUAAAGAUUUCAGACAAAAUACCCUUUCACUGCCUCCCUAAACUAAUUCGUGAGAUAAAUAUAUUCGAGAAUAAUAAACUUUGACAGCUGUCUAGGUAUGAUGGUCCUAUUGCUAUGCUACCGAGUGUCAGUAACGUACCGUUACUUCAUAAUACCAAACAAAGCCUAUCUUGAGUUCGCGAUCUUUUACGCCCCAUGAGGAUAGAACAGUGUUAGCCAAAUCAGAAUAUACUGAGGAUAAUUUGCCUUUUAUUGACAUUAAAUUGUAACUGGUUCAACCUUUCAGAUUUUCAAGGGCACCUUUCAUUUUUGUGAAGGAAACAGCCGCGUUAAAGACAAGAAAGAAUGUUUGAAGAGUAGUAACGGUCACUGGGAAAAUCAUAUGUACAAUUUUGACAACUUACCUCAGGUAAAUCAGAAUUCUUUAGGUUUGAUAUAAUUGUUUAAUUUGAACGAAAUUUUGAUCAGCGGUAUAGCGUUCCUAAUAUCUUUAAAGGGUGGUCUAUGCUGUGGUAUUUCUUUAAGUUAACUAUCUGUACCGGGUAUAUGCACAUUUUGUAUACCUGUCUUUGGGUUCGACCUGUUCAUGUACUUUGCAGUAGGAAUGAUCAUGCCAUUCCUCUUUUUAUUGAUGCGAAUAUCCUGCCAAUUUUCCUUCUCUAUUUUAAGUCCGUAUCUUACCUAAUGCAUGAUAUUCAUAUUAAUGCUUCGCCCUCACAAAUCGUGAAUUUCGUCCAGAAGACAUCAUCUAUUCAUGCUUAAAACACAAGAUCUUCCUUCAAAAAUAAUAUGUACAUAAAAAAAAAAAAUCUUGAAAAACCUAGACAAGCCGUCCUGAUAUUUGGCGCUAAUUAUAAAUUAUGGAAUGAGAUACCAGGUAGAAUGAAAGAUGUGUUUAAAAGAAAAUUAAUCUAUGAUUAACCACGACAGACUGGAUUACCUUGAUGCAACUAUUAUAACGCGAGAAAUAAAAUCGCGAAAUCCUAAACCUUAGCUUUUCCACAACUUGCAUUAAACAGAUCUGUCUUUCUUGAUUUUGACUUUAUUACACAUAUCCUUUCUUUUCUUUUCUCCUUCCAUUUUAAUUAUUCAGAUUAAUUAUUAUCAGUGAAAUCGGUUUCCAAUGGCGCAUUAAUUUGGCACGCUACGACUAGCGUUUUGGCUAACUGCGUGCCAAGAAAUCGUAUAAGGAACGCUUAGGUAACAAAUGUCGACUGUAACGUAACUAUACAAAUAACUUAAUUAAAAAUAAGAUCGAUACCUGUUCUGAUGUAGAACACAUGUAUAAUAAGUCGUACUGAAGUUGCCUUCCAUAUCGAUAAGAGUUUUCUAGGUCAGCAACUGACUUCGGGAAUAAAGGAUAUAGAAAUAUAAUUUGCAAAUUCAAUUAGAAAUUUAUCAUAUUUUUUCACUAUCAUUCCCAGGCUCUUAUUUCAUUAUUUGUGUUCUCCACUCGAGACGGAUGGGUGGAAAUUAUGCACAAUGGAAUUGAUGCUGUGGGAGUCGAUCAACAGGUUGGUGUCUUUCCUUGUAGUUUUUAAACGAAAAUGUCGAACGGAGAUUUUUUUUUCUAAGUUGUCAAGAUAUAUCAUGUUUUCCUGUUGCUUAAGACUGAGACAUUAAAGGCAUUCUCGUUAUAGCUCAGGAGUUGAUUCAGUUCAGCAUUAAGAGCACCUUCACUAGCAGCUUUUGCACUCUCGAAAUUGAGCAUUAACUUUUUACUUCAAUCUUUUCUUUGAUAGCCUGUAAAGAACUACGCUGAAUGGCGACUUGCGUAUUUCAUUCCUUUUCUUAUGCUGGGUGGCUUCCUUGUGCUAAAUAUGAUCGUGGGUGUGGUAGUAGAAAAUUUUCAACGCUGUCGAGAAAGACUCGAGGACGAAGAAAAGCAGAGAAGACGAAGAAAGAUGAUGGACAAAGCAAGAAGCAAGAAUCAACAAGGUGGAUAUUACGUACCUUCCUUUUGCGCUUGUAGUGCUGCACCUAUAAUUUCAUAAUUAUGCUAUUUGGUCUGUCUGUAAGUCAGAUUUAUUUCAUCUGCCAGAAGGCGAGUCUACAGAAGCUUAGUAUGUAUGCACGUUGCACCAUAUCGCAAGAUAAAACCUAGGAGGGUUUUUUGUAACACUGUGUACAAACAUUCUUUCUCUUUUUCUAAUAAUGCCUGAUUUCAUCAGCAUAGUAUAUUUAUUUACACUCACCAGAAAGUCAAAUUAUAAUUGCCUUAAGGACAGCAAGCAACUACUUAACGAACCCGCAAUCGAAAAAAAGGAAAAGAAAAACAACAAUGACAACAAAAAAAAAACAAAAGAAAUUAAAGAACUCUUAUUAAUUACAUCUUCAUGUUUUUCUUCCAGAGGUGGACCGAACGUAUUACCAAUCGUAUAGCAAAUGGCGGCGGCGUGUUCAUGACAUGUGCCUUCACAUGUCUUGGGACGUCGUUAUUGCCAUGGUGAUUUGCCUGAAAGUAAUCUGCAUGUCUUUGGAGCAUUAUCAGAUGUCACAGGUAAUGAGGAGGAAUACAAAAUUGAGGCUAAAACUUCAUUCCUGAGUCCAUUACGAUUCAUGUUUUAGUUUCGGCGCGUGUGAUAAAUGUUAGCUAAUGUUUUUUUAAUCAAUAGGGGUUUUAGGAAACUUGGUAGCCGAUUUGAUUCAUGCUACUAUUUUUCCCCUUUACUUAAUACUCGCCCAAACUUUUUCACUUCGUUAUCAGCUUUUUUAGCUUGUUUUUUUUUGGCACGCUUCAUUCCCCAUAAACCUCCAACAAUAUGAGGUUGAACUUUUCAAUACGUAAUGUAGGAAGGAAGUGGCACGAAAUUGGUCCUGGAAUUCAAAUGAACAAUAGACGUAUUUGAUUAACUUUUGCAGACUUUUGUUUUAUUCGUCGACACUUCAAAUUACCUUUUCACCGGCAUUUUUGUGCCAGAGGUGGUGCUCAAGUUCAUUGCCUUUGGAUUCGUUCUUUAUUUCAAAGACGGGUAAGUCGUGGGUUGCGCCAACUUUGGUAGACAUUUCCGCGUUUGAUUAAGACCAGUAAGUGAAUAUCUAUCAACGCUGCUGGAAAAAACGCCUUAAAGUAAGGAAACUUACCAAGUUUAAAGUUGAUACGUCCAAAGCAAGCAGACAUUUGACUGUUUGGUGGGGGGUUAAGUUAGUGCCCCCAUCAUAAAAACGUCUGUGAAUUUCACGACUUUGUGGAACCAUGUGUUCGUUAGGUUUCAAAAAAUCACUUUCAAAAGUGACUGUUCCAGUCAAGUGCCUAUUAACUUCAGAACAACUGAGGCUGUUUAUAUAUAUCCCAUGGAAGGUCGUGGGCUCAAUUCCCAUCUUGAACUCAGAAUAUUUUUCUGAGUUUUUCUGUCCACAUAAUCAUUCUGUUUGCCAGAAUUUGAAUUUUGGAUUUGUUUGCCCAUAAAUUUCACAUCAGCAAAAACAACAAUAUUUAUAAGGGAAGAACAAAAGCCUGAACGAAUGAGCGCAAUGAUGUUCGCCCUGCAAUGCUAAUGACCCAUCGCAAGAUUCUAUUCUUUUUCUGUGAUAGAGAGCAUACAUUAGGAGAAAAAACCGGAAUGCACUGAAUUAAUGUGAGAUAAAUGCUUGUCUUUUGAUUGAAAAUGAAACGAAGACUGAUAAUGUGAUUCUUGUAGUUAGAUAUGUCCCCCGGCCGCGAGCGAACAACUUCCUUGUUUCCAGUGGUCAUUUCAACAAAUGAUUGUCUGAAGCAGUAGCUUUAUUUACAACUUUAUCAUCAGAUUCAAUAAAAGUAAAUUGCACGAUCGUGUUGUAACAGAAGGCCAAAAGUACUGCGAACUCACACAAUAUUGUAUGAACUUAUUUGUAGGUGGAAUCUGGUUGAUCUAGUGAUCGUCAUUCUCUCUUUGGCUGGAAUAAUCAUCGAGUCACUAAGCUCUUCUAAUAAACUCUUGAUAAAUCCAACUGUUGCAAGAUCAUUGAGAGUAUUACGUAUUAUCAGAGGUUUGUAGAUAAAGGUUAUAACUCAGUAUAUAGUAUCAGUAGUGUCCGUCAGGAAGGAAUUAGUCUGUGAACAGGCUAUCUAGUAGGGUAAAGGAGGAGAGGGGAGGGGAGGGAAAGAGAUCGAGAAAGCGCAAAAAAAGCGGGGGGGGGAAGAAGGGGUGAAGCGCGUAGACAAAGACCUUAAGCUCUGUCGUAAUAGACGGCGUAAUCUAAAUUUCUACUGAAACAGUUUGCUACCACAGAUUUUCGCAUCCAGGGACUACGUGGGCAAAUUUCCAUCAAAAAUUAAGGUUUUUAGAAAACACUGGUUAAGCUAUUAAUGAUCUUGCGUAUUGAACUUGUGGUGUAUGUUAUCAAUUAUGAUAACCACUUUUAUUUGGUUAACACUCAGUAACUCAUCCCGGGGGGGGGGUACUCCCUUAUUUAGGCUAUAUGGGUAUGUGCGGCGCCAACGGGUAUGCUUUUCAGCCGUUUUUUCUGAAAUGGGGUACCAGUUUUGACCAUUUUGGUCUUAAAUAGGGUAUGGUUUGUGCACUCUAUUCUUGAAUUGGGUAUAUUUUUUAGAGGAAUCUACUUCUUCAUCAUUAGGCGAUAAAUCCCUAAGGAGACCUAUCAUUUCAAGUCUGAAAUAGGGUAGGGAAAAUCACAGAUUUUGGUCUGAAAUAGACAAUUUUUCUGGAAGUACCCAAACCCCCCCCCACCCCCCGGGUGACUCGUUAACGCAAUUUACUGACAUAAUGUCGAUCCAAAAUGGUUUAAAAAUAUUUACAGGAACAACACUCUUUUCAUCGCCUACUGAAAUCUCUGUACAUGAUUUCUUUUAGUGUUGAAGCUCGUGAAGUUAGCUAAAGGGGUUCGUUCACUUUUGGACACUCUCUUUGAAGCUCUUCCGCAGGUUUGUUUUUCACUGACUGCUAAUUUGUUUCAAGUUAAAACUAUUAUUAUUUUUGUAAUUUAUUUUUUUUAAAAAAAAUCGCAAUUACACAGAGCAUUCCAGAAUUUCUUGUCUUACUAAACAGAUAUUUUUGCUUUUUUUUUUAUAAAUUCAGGUUGCAAACCUUGGACUGCUAUUCUUACUUUUGUUUUUUAUCUACUCCUGCCUGGGUAUUCAGUUAUUUGGCACUGUUGGUAAGUUCUCGUGAUGUAGUAGCCAGAAAAUAUUAAGCAUACCCAUACCAGCUAAUUAAAGGGCAAGGGACUUAAUCAAGAGACACUCUUGAUAUGGUUUAUCAGAAAUAUGAAUUUCCUUAAGAACGAUCACAGGCCCUUAAAGUUAUGUUGCUCUAUUUAUUCUAUUAGUUCAUUGAGAGACGCGCAUAGGGAAGUCCGAGAAUACAUACUGUGAUUAUUACCACAAUAAAGUAAAGCUCUGUUGCUUUUAUAGAAUGAUCGCCAUUUUCAAAUUGAAUUCGAUAGGUAUGUAUGUGUGUAUGUAAGUUAACUGCCUAAUCUGGUCAUUUGUCUCAGAGUGUUCUCCGUCGCAGCCCUGCCAGGGCCUUGGUCCGCAUGCGCAUUUCAGAGAUUUUGGCACGGCUAUGCUGACAUUAUUUAGAAUAGCAACAGGGGACAACUGGAAUGGUAUACUAGAGGUUAGUAAAAUAUAAAAAGAACAUAGAAAUACUGUGGGACCGUCAUCUGGACAAUCUUUUAAAAUAAUAGUAAUCCUCCCAUACUUACAAUUAUGUUACGGCUUAAGUUAACUUGUCAAACGCCUUCCAUGGGGCCUUUUUCAGCGCUUACAUACCUAUAUGCAGAAACGAAAACCGAAACAAAUUCGUAUCAGUAAGGAAAAUGAAUUACAUUUUUGCUUUUUCCUUUAUAUAAACAUAAUAUGAGCAGUUUGAUUGGACUUGGUUGAUUAAAUGUAAUGUAACAAAUUAACAGUCAUCCUGAAAUUAUGGUUUGCUCAAUUGGUUAGAGCAGUAGGUCCGGGCUUGAUUGCCGGCCAGACGAACACAUAGGGUCUUGAAUAAUUAACCGAAAAGGAAUCGUUACUUUUGCUGUGACAUCUGCCAAUGGUAAUACCUUCACAUCCUGGCCUCUCGAAUUAACGUUGAAAAACCCUUGCCACAACACUUUCUUUGACGUCACAUCUCGUUAAACGAAAAGGAACUGUUAGGGACAUAACAAUUCCUGGCAUGGUGCACGUGACCAUCCCUUUCAUGGGUUGUGGGGAUGGGUGGGCAAGGCACAUCGCAGGAGAGCUAUGGGUCCUAUUCGUGUUCAUUGCAAUUAAGCAGGUGUGUCCCCAGUAAAGCUGGGGAAUGAAUACAGUAAAAACCUACGUGUAAGAACCUACAUCUUCGUAAGUGCGGCAAAUAAGGUUGUUAUAUUUUGGGGCAAUGUUUGGCAAUUUAGGCUAAGUAGGUUUUUAAUUUCUAUAAAGGUGACUAGGUUGUUGACUACCAGAAAAAUAAAGAAACUUGACUUUGGUCUUUAUAUAUAUACAGUAUUUAUUCACAACUUUACCUUGCAAACCUCCUUUAUUCAAGGUCCAUGAAGCCAAUUAUAGUACUUCAUGUAAACCUGUUUUUGUUGUUGGAAUUUCAGUAAUACUUUCUUUUGUACUUACCGUUUGGUAGAGUAUUUUCUUGUAAUAUCAAUUUAGAAUCUCGAAGCCAAACUUCUGGUUAAAAUGUUUAUCAUAAUUCAACUCUAACCCGCAUAUAAGAACCUGUCUGAUUUUGCUUGGCUAAACAGGUUCUUAUAUAUUUUUGGUAUUAAAGUGACAAAUUUCUGCCAACAGGUUCUUAAAGCACUAGAUUCUUACACGGGUUUUUUGCUGCAAUAAUUUUUAAAAUAAAUAAUUGUCAACAAUGCCGGAGUAGCUCAUGUUUAAUAGUAUCAUUUACUUUUCUUCCCAGGACACACUGCGCUCCAAAUGCUCUUCUGAAGCUGAAUAUGAUAAAUACUGUUGCAUGAGCAAAUAUACAGCACCUCUGUUCUUCGUUACGUUCGUACUGGCGGCUCAGUUUGUGUUAGUCAAUGUUGUCAUUGCUGUACUUAUGAAGCACUUGAAAGAAUCUAAAGAAAAAAUUGCAGCAAACAUGGCUGCCAAAGACUUGGAGAAGAAACUCAAGUUAUUGACUUUAUCGGCAAAGAAUUUCAUCAAAGGAAAAGCAAAGAAAAAUGACUUGCCCUCAAUUUCAAGACGACGUUCCAUAGUGCAGCUGGGUUUAGGUGGAAUAGAACUUGCUCAGUUGAAAUAUUGUGAGCCGGAAAAUACAAUAGACAAAUCGUUUAUGACAGAAUUUUCUAGAGCUGAUGCAAUUUUCCAAGAAUAUAUGCGUUUAAAUGCUAAUCUUCAAAAGGCUAAGAUGAAGAUCGUCCGUACCUCCUCGCACAAUACUGUCGAAGUAAACACGCCGUCUACUGAGACGCACUCUGUGCGACAAAGGCGUAAUAGCGUGGGUGGAGUAAGGGAACUUCAUAAGAUCUCUACUCAUUUAAGUUCAUUUACUGUAUAUAAGUCAGGCGCCAAACUGUGA